Gamsiella multidivaricata is the source of this 561-nucleotide messenger RNA. Its product is annotated as vacuolar import/degradation protein Vid24. Gene Ontology annotation, cellular component: GID complex; extrinsic component of membrane. Lineage: Eukaryota; Fungi; Mortierellomycota; Mortierellomycetes; Mortierellales; Mortierellaceae. Gene Ontology annotation, biological process: protein catabolic process in the vacuole; protein targeting to vacuole; negative regulation of gluconeogenesis. The transcript is spliced from 4 exons. The record is from RefSeq and is a predicted model, not a curated record. Bases 1 to 561 code for a protein of 186 amino acids.
AUGCCUACAAGGACAUGUCAUCUGUACCCAGGUAGCAAGUUCCAGGGCAUGCAAAAGUCUGGAAGCCACGGUUACGAAGUCAUGGUCGACAUCAAGGACGUGAACCUAAACGAUUCGACAUUAUGCGGCUACCUUCACAUCAAGGGACUGACAGAAGAAUACCCAGAACUGACAACGUUCUUUGACGCCGAGAUCGUUGGAAUGGAAUACUCUUUUUUGACACAAAAAUGGGACGCAAGCGAAGUGACAGAUGAGGAGCAUUGGAAAAAGUUCAAGCCCUUUGAGAAUGUCAACCACCUAAGCGGGCUUGAGGAUGCAAAGUGCGACUUUCGCAAGGUGGAUGUGGUCUUCAUGAGGUGGAAGGAACAUUUCCUGGUACCUGACCAUCAUGUCGAGGGUAUCACUGGCGCAAGUUUCGCCGGGUUUUAUUACAUUUGUUAUCACAAGCAGACUGGCCGGAUCAAUGGGUACUACUAUCACCAAUCGAGUGAAAAAUUCCAGGAAUUGAGUCUUGACCAUGUGGCGGAACGCUCCUCAUUUGGAUCAUACGAGUUCCGAUGA